AUGGACGCGUGUAGCGGGGGGUUGUCGCCAACCGCCCCCGCGGAGAGCCUCUUCUCCCUGGAGCUGGUGGUGGAUUGCGUCCGGGUGUCGGGCGCUCCCGCUCCCGGGGUGUGUGCUGCUCCGGGCCCCGCGGCGCCCCCCAGCCGUUUGCUCGCCGUGGCCUUCCGGCUCCUGGACUUCCCGACCGUGCUGGUCCAUCAAGUGGAGCCCGAGAGCGCGGAGGCCAUCCGGCGGGCCUCGGCAGGCGAGGAGGAAGGCACUGCCCCUCAACAGCUGAGGGACGGGCCGGGCAGCUGCACGUUCAGCAAAGGGAAAUCCUGCUUAUUCCGGAUCAACCUCGCCUCGCUGCACAGUCACUUGACCCACACCCCCUUGUACGCCAUGCUGCUUGAUGUCUCCCCUCACCUCCCCAAGUUAGUUGGCAGUUGCCUGAUUUCGCUUGGGGAUACGAUCGAGAAGAUCAGGCAAGACGCGGAGAAGCAUGGGGUUGCAGUGCCCUCUGCGCAUGGAGGGAAAGGAGGACAUACUUUAUAUAACCUGAUGGGCGAAAAAGUUGGUUACAUUACUGUUGGACACAGACUCCUAAGUCUGGGAACAAGUUUGCUCCCACACAUCCCAGAGAAGGACGUCCUGAAAGUUGGAGUGCGAAACGAAAGUGUUCCUCCCUGUACGCCACGAUCAGUUGGAUAUCGGUGUGAAGUGUGCGGAUGCAUUCCAGCUCAUUCCUUGAAGGAACCCGACUCAGUUCAUAAUUGCAGCGUUCUUGUUCAGCAACUUGAGUUAGGCGACACUGAAGUGCCCAUCGUCAUUUCGGAAUUAGAUGAAAACCGUAGACCUGGCAAAUUGUCAACCGGAACACAGACCCAACACACGAUAAGAAGAUUAUCAAUAAACCUAGAAAUUGAACAACACCGAGAUUUUUACGACAUUGCAGAUAAUGUUUUUUGUCCCCCACCUCUGUACUAUAAUCAAUCAGCAGAAGAACCUGAAGAAAACUAUACACAAAUGUAUAGAACAGUAGAGCAUCAGGUGGAGUGUUUUCCACGUGAGAAUAAUUCGGAUGAAGAAGAUGGUUUAAAGACAGACCAUCUAUUUAGAAUGAGUCAAACUUUAACCCAUUCAAGUGUACCCCAAGAUCAGAUGGAAAAGACAUCCAGAAUAAAGUCACAAGUACAAAGUAAACAACAACAAUCUGAUGUAGGAAAUACUAUCAGUCAGUUACCCCUACUGAAUGCUCUUCUCCUAGAACUUUCUUUGUUAAGUGAUCAGGCUCUUCCCCAGAUUCCUCUAACUAUUCAUCCCCAGCUUGCUUGGCUUUACAGAGAAAGAAAAGAUGAUUUUCCUGUAGUUGACCAAGUGGCUAAAUCAGAAACACCAACACAGCACCCUAAAUCAUCUACUCCAAUCAGUAACAACUAUACAGAGAGGCAUCCAAAGAAAAGGCUGUCACCAAAAUAUGUAGAAAAAGAAAAAAGACCUAAACAAGACAACAUUGAAGCAAGGAUAGGGCUAGAACAUCGCAAAAAUAAACUGAUGUAUGGAUUGACCAAUACAUUCCGGUUAAGAUUGCAGAAGACAAAUCCAAAUUUCUUGAUUCUUCAUGAAAAGAAAGAACUAUUGAGGAAAAGGCAAGUAGAACAAUUGAAAGGAAGACCAGGGAUUCGCUGUAAAAGUAACAUCGAAAGAAGCUCUUCAAAACCACACCAAUUGGAUAAAGGUGGUGGACAAAUAUCUUUGCAAAGUACUGCCUUUAAAAAUAAAGGUGAGACAUUGAUUCAAGCUACAGUUGAACAAGACUCACCUAAUUUUUCAAAGCUUUCCAGAAAUGUGACGUUUAGUGACGAUAAUGACAGCCAUAUUGGGAAAGAUGUAAAUGUACGUCUGCCCAAAACAUUCCCCCAUGAUGCUGGCCAUAUUCAAAAUGAAGCUUAUAAUGAAGAUGUGGAUAUUUUUCAGACUCAAGAAGGUAACCAUGGCUUUCCUACUAAUACUAGUCCAGAGGACGGUGGUAUAGAAACAUCUUAUAGCUAUCAUAGCAGUCCAGAACCCAGGUAUUCUGAGGACUUCUCCAUCGAUCUUGAACCAGCUGAAUACUCAGAAGAGUUUGCCAGUCCUGAACCUACAAGUAAAUAUGAAGAUACACUGGGUAGCAGUACAGAAACUACAGGCACUGGGAUGAAACAUACCAAUUCAACCACUGAAUCAGAAUCCCACAUGUCGGAACGUUCCAACGACAGUCAGAAACCAGCCAGCCACAACACAGAGGAUUUAUUUCCACUGCCAGAACCAUCAGAAAAAUCUCCAAUUCUGGCUUUGAAAGGAACAUGCAUAGUAAAAGGUCGCCAUCGGAGACCAUCGCUGUCCUCUACACUCUCAGAUACAUCUGAUGAUUCAAUCAUCUCAUCAAAGCAAAAUAGAUUUAAGAAACAAAUAAAAUCAACAACGCCAGAGAACUAUAUGAUAGAGGACAAUCCAGCUAGUACAGAAAGUCCCCAAUUUUCAAAUUCAAGGAAUAGAAACAGGACUUUAGAAGAGGACCAUUCUGUGGGCACAUCUCAGGUGAGCUCCUAUAUACCAUCCAAUGUUUCGGACUUUGAUCUCAGUGCACGUGAAAUGACUCCAGUAGACCUUAAAGAAGAUGGGGAUGAACCAGGUACUAUGGGAAUUGCUAACAAAUGCAAACAUAUAUCUGAACUAAUAGCCAACAAACUCCCUGGAUAUACUUUGUGAAAUUUUUGCUGAACGUUACUACCAAUGAUUGAUUAGUUGAGACUGCAACCUAAAUAACUUAUUCUGCUUGUUAUAAUUUCUGAUAUCCAAUUGAAUAAUCUUUACCUGCACUAAAAACUAAAUGUAUGCAACAAAACACAAGUGCCACACAAGUGUGUUUCUUCGGGUUACAGUACCCUCAACAGGUGUGAUGAUGUCAUAAACUGAUAGUAAAAUUGACGCCACUUCUAAAUGUACCAGAACCUCAAUAUUUUUGCUGUGAUGUUUUAUUUUAGAUCGUAUAUAUUGUACAUUUAGCAUUCCAGCUAAGAAUAUUCUGACAGCCACUUUGGUGAAUUGAGACUACUAUUGUGCAUUCACUUGAAUAGUUUCUCCACAUGUGAUGGGAAUAGGAAUAAUGUAUGACAUUAUAAUAAUAGUAAUGGAUGACAAUAAUCAUGUAGGAAUAUGAGGGAAUUUAACUUUUAAGUAACACACUAGACUUUACUAGAUUCCAGAGAAAGUAUAUAUCAGAAGUUUCUAAUCAAUGCUCAUGUAUUCUUGGAUAUUCUUUUCACGUUAUAAAACACUAGCA
Callorhinchus milii (elephant shark) is the source of this 3304-nucleotide messenger RNA. RefSeq names its product microtubule associated protein 10 (gene map10). NCBI's taxonomy places the organism in Eukaryota, Metazoa, Chordata, Chondrichthyes, Chimaeriformes, Callorhinchidae. Gene Ontology annotation, molecular function: microtubule binding. The record is from RefSeq and is a predicted model, not a curated record. Gene Ontology annotation, biological process: positive regulation of cytokinesis; mitotic spindle midzone assembly; cytoplasmic microtubule organization. Gene Ontology annotation, cellular component: cytoplasmic microtubule; mitotic spindle midzone; centrosome.